Molecule: messenger RNA, 651 nt
Organism: Echinops telfairi (small Madagascar hedgehog)
Lineage: Eukaryota; Metazoa; Chordata; Mammalia; Afrosoricida; Tenrecidae
Product: ras-related protein Rab-42-like
Exons: 3
Coding region: 1-651 (216 amino acids)
Biological process (GO): regulation of exocytosis; protein localization to plasma membrane; protein secretion
Cellular component (GO): plasma membrane; endosome
Molecular function (GO): GTPase activity; GTP binding
Source: RefSeq, a predicted model, not a curated record
AUGGGAUAUCAAAUGUUUCCUGUCUUUAUCAGUUGUAAUCAACUCAAUGGCAAUACGUUUCAUGAUCUUUUCCAACUGCGGGUCAAGCUGCAGCUCUGGGACACCGUGGGCCAGGAGCAUUUCAGGUGCAUCGCCAGGUCCUUUUACCAGAACAUGGUGGGCAUCUUGCCGGUCUUUGACGUGACCAACAGGAAAUCCUUUGACCACAUCCGAGAUGGGCACGAGGAGGUGAUGGCCAUCCCAGGCCCCGACAAGGCCGUCUUCGUGCUGGUUGGCCACAGAGUGACCUGCAGAGCGACCCAGGCGGCAGAGGAGCUGGCCGCCUCCCUGGGCAUGGCCUGUGUGGAGAUGUCAGCCAGGAGCCACAGUAGUGUGGACCUGGCCUUCCACAGCCUGGUUGAUACCAUCCAGCAAGCCCUUCGUCAGGGAGCCACCAAGCUGGAGGAAGACUGGGGCAGCGUCUGCUUCAUCCACAAGACGCAGAGCCCCGGGGGCCCCCCCAAAAGGAAGCCAUGCCCAGGCCCAUGCCAGUGUGGAUCUGGAGAGAGAGCCAGUUCAAACAGUGCCAACUCAUUCCCCCUGCCUGGUAGACCACCCCACCUCUUCCUGACUUUUUAUAGUAAAACUUACAUUAAGAAUCUUUUAGAGUGA